GUGCUGGAUGUGUGGCGAAGACAGAGUUCAAUUUGGUAAGGCUAUGAAAGCGUAAAGGUUUGUUAAAAAGUUUCCUUUGAAACUGCAUUUAAACGUGUGUUUGUAAACCAAGCUCAUUUUCAGUAAUCGUCGUACAGGAUGGUUGAUCUUUCCUUAAUCUGGUCAUCGAAAUGUCGAUGUUUUCGACCUAUACGAUGAAACACGAACUUGGCAAUGUCGUGGUCAAUGGUCGCACGAGUUGAUUGACCGACUUAUUUCUUCGUGCCACUUCCCUGCACUGUCGUAAAUCUUGGCUAUUUUUUUGCACUGAACCGUCUCACAUCGAAAUAUGUCAUUUAUUCACUACAAAUUCAAGAACAACCUCGAUUACAAAACUCUUUCUUUCGACGGUUUGUCAAUAUCACUAUGCGAUUUGAAGCAGGCCAUUCUAUCGCAAAACAGAACAAAAGGCAGCGAAACCGACUUGGAAGUGACAAAUGCUCAAACUAAAGAAGUAUACACAGAUAAUGGCACUCAAAUACCAAAAAAUGCUUCAGUGAUAGUCCGUAGAACUCGUUCAGGACCAAAGGAAAAGGCAAUGACUGCAGCAGAAAGACCACAGUCGCCUGGAGAGGCAUCUAAACCAAAGACCGAGAGCUCAGACGACCCACCAGUUGUGCCAUUGAGCAAGCUAAACAAGGUCGCAGAUUUGGCGUCAGCAAAUGCUUCCGAAGAAGACAAGAUUGCUGCGAUGAUGAAUCAAGCUGGAGAAGACUGGGAUCCAUCAUCCUAUGCAAAAGCAAAAGGUCGACAUUUUAAUCCAGCUCCCCGUCAACCUCCACCGCCGCACUAUAUGUGCUUUCGAUGUCGCAAACCUGGACACUGGAUUCAAAACUGUCCCAAGAAUAACGAUCCAAAUUAUGACCUAAAGAUACGACGAACAACUGGAAUCCCUAAGAGCUUUCUUCGUCCCGCUGAAAAGCCUGGUCAGAAAGGAGCUUUGUUGGUGCCUGAAACUGGAGAACAUGCUGUACCGAUUGUUGACCACAUUGCGUACGAACAAGCGGCGUUAAAGAAACGACCGGCAGCCAUUUCCAGUCAAGCAGAAAACGAGAAACCCGUUCCACCCGAGUAUUUCUGUCCAUUGUGUAAGAAUAUUAUGAAGAAUGCAGUUGUUGUUCCUUGUUGUGGGGAGAGCUUCUGCGAUAACUGUAUAGAGAAAUAUUUAUUAGAAAACGAUCACGUGUGUUUUUCAUGUCACUCGGAAGAAGUAUUUCCUGCCUCCAUUGUUGUCAACAAGCAUCUAAGACAGUCAAUUAUUAAGAUCCAGUCUUCAGGAUUUGAGGCGGGAGGAUUGGGUACAACCAUGUCUUCACCAAGUGGACACAGAGAUGAAGAGCAAGGAAAGUCAACGCCUGUUACAGCUCCCAAUGCAGAAGCUUCUGCUGUGAGUGUGUUAGAUGAAACCAAGAAGGCUGCUUCGGGCACUUCUACACCUCCGACAGUUUCGCAGCUCACAGUAACUGUAGCUAAAGUCACUUCUGCCCCAGUCACAAUGUUACCGCCUGGAGUGGUUCCACCUACUCAAGCUACGAUGAUUGAUCCGCGCUUGCAAAGGUCUGAAGGUAUUCUCCAGCCCAUGGCAGUCCCCUUGCAUGUAGCUACACCUCUUCAUCGACCAACCUUCGUAGUGCCAGCUCCUUCCUUCCAUCAUACAUCGCUGGUACAUCCAACGGUCCCUGCUAUUCCAUCACCGUUCGGUCACCAUAUCGCUCAUUCAGCCAUGUUGCCCCCAACCAGACAUCCUUUUGCUAAUCUUAAUGCUGGCAUGAUGAAUGAAGAGGAGUUCUAUCGUGCAAAGCAAAAACUACAAGAAAGACGAAAACGACGUAAAGAUGGUGGCGAUAGAAAAAGUCGAACGAAGAGGGAUCGCAGCCCGCGAAGUCCAAGAGAUCGACGUGGAUCACCGGGCUCACGGCGAUCACCUUUUGACCGAAAGCGGUCACCUUCUUGGUCUUCAUCUAGAUCUAGCUCACGUUCGUCGAGGUCGCAGUCAUGGUCGAAAUCUCCGUCGCGUUCUUAUAGUCGCUCAAAAUCGCGCACACCAAUAAACUGGGACCGGUCACGUUCUCCGUCGCUCGAACGAAAACACGGUAGACAUGAGGACGACAGAAAACGACGUCAUGCACAUGAUUCCAGGAAACAAUCUAAACAUGAUCAGUCUCAUAUUUCUGAGAAAGCUGUUGUGAAGUCGAAAGACAAAUCAAGGAUUUCCAAUCCUGACACGAUGAAAAACAAAUCGCAAAAGUCAUCAAAGAAAACAACCGAAUCUUCUCGUAAAGAAGCAGUUAAAAAUGAACCGGCCAAGGAAAAAAUGGAGACAGGUACUAAGGCAUGUAAAAAAGUCGAAUCAUUCCGCGAUGACAUUGGUAGGAAGGACAUGAAAUUGAAAUUUAACGAUAAAUCGAAAUCUGAUUCUAAAAGUACUGAAAUGAUUAAGAAUGUCAGCUCAAACCAAUCGAAAACCGACCACCAACCUGUUGAUGCAAAGUCGAGGAAUAAAGUCGACAGCAGGAGUGAAUCGGCUAAGGGCACGAAGAAUCCCAACAUAACAGGGUCGAAAGCUAAGGGCGUUGUCAACACGACAUUGAAGAAUAAAGAUACGAAAGAGAAGAGUCAAAGGAAUGUAGAGCAGAAAAAAGGUAGUAGAGAGGCCCAAAGUAAAGAUGGCGAAGGCAGACGGACUAAACGAAUGUCAAAUUUACCAGAACCUUCAACGGAGUCGUCAUCAAAAUCAAAAUCUCCUAAACACGACUCUAAAAUUUGUAAGAAAACAGAGAAAAUGGGAGGAUCAUUUCGUGUAAUAAAUGUAAUAAAGGUUAAUAGCAAGUGUGCUGUCUCUGAUAGGAAUAAGAAUAGUGUAUCAAAAUCAGAUAAAGCGAGUUCGAGAAGCGGCAGUAAAAAAGAUUUCUUAGAAACUUCAAGAGAUUUGCAGAAGUCGUCUACCAAAGACUCAACGAAGAAUCGUGAAACGGAAUUGAGUGGAAGCAGUUCACAGAAUGAAAAACCUCGCAAAAAAACUGUUUAUAAAACGAAAAAGAAAAAUGUUGAAAUGUCGACGGGUAAGAGCGAAAAGUUUAUUGAUAAUUUGCAACGGCAAACUACUUCUCCCAAGACCGAAAGAAAGCGGAAAUCUAAUCGGGAAGGUAGUGCUUUAUCGUUUAAAAAGGAUAGAACUAUAAAAUCGGAAGGAAAAGGUGGUGAAAAACCUAUUGUGCCAAAGACUACAAAACAGUAUAAAAAUGAAGGACCGACUCUCAUAAAAACGAUUACGUCAAAAAAGUCUACGAAUAGUAGCGAGUUAGAUAAUAGUAACAAAUCUAGUGUGUCUAUAGUAAGGAAAUGUUCCAUAUCCGAUUUGAGAGAUAUUGUGAUUAAGAAUUCUGAUCGAUUAGAUUCUGCGGGUAGCGAUGAAAAGUCUAUUAAAAAGCGGAAAGUUUCACGAAAGCGAUCGAAAGAUAAUGAGGACAAUUCGGACGAUAGCUCAGACAAACCGAGAAAAAAGAAGAAAAAGCGAUUGUCCGUCUAUGAAGAAGAUCAUAAAGAUCUAAAACGUAAAAAACGCAAACACAAAAGGAAACAUCGCAAACAUAAGCAUAAGAAGAAGUCAAAGCGAAAAACAAGAAGGCCUGAAACAAGUGAGGAGUCAGAAGAUGAUUCCGAUCGAGAAUGCGACUAUAGUGACAGUGACAAGAAUGAAGAUGAUUCAUUUAAGGUUCACAAAGGAAAUAGUGCCAUUGAAUUUGGAGUGGGCCAACAUUGGAGCAGGAAGUUUGAGCAUAUUGCUGAAAAGAAAAGUUUUGAAAGCGACCGAUCAACACAUAGGUGUAAAAAUUUAACUAAGGCAGAUUCAUAUGAUGAUGAAGAUAACGAUGACUGGAGUGCUAUUGAUAGUUUAAAAGUUGAAGUUAACACUGGUAGUUGUGAUGUCAGUGACGAUGACAUUUAUCUCGAGGACGUCGUGGAACAGGGCACCUCUGACGAAGAAAAGUUACAACAUGAUGAAGAUGAUGAGGACGAGGAACUUGACUAUGAUGAAGAUACGGUUAAGGAUUAUGAAAGUGAAGAGGAGCUGAAGGUGGAUCUUGAAGGGAAGAUAGAAGCUGAUGAGAAGGAGGAGGAUUAUGUUGUUGAAGAGGAAAAAUCUGACAUGGAAUUUGAAUCAGAUGAGGGUGUUUCCGAGGAAGGUGAUGAUGAUUGUGAUACAGUUAGUGAUAAGGUUGAUUCUGAUCUAGGAAAAGAUGAUGAAGAAGAAGAUAUCGAGGAAGUCAAUGAUCAAAAAGAUGAGGAGGAAGAUGAAGAAAUGGAUGAAGGAGAAGAAGAUAAUGAAGUGGAAAAAGAGGACGAUGUGGAAGAAGAGGACAAGGGAGAAGAAGAGAACGAGGGAGAAGAAAAGGACGAAGGACAAUUAGAGAAUGUUGGAAGUGCAUUAGAGGAUAACGAUGAUGAAGAUGAUGAAGUUGAUGGUGAUGAUGAUGGUGAAGAUGGUCAAGAUGAUAGUGAAGAAGUUGAUGACACAAUCGAAGAAAAUAAUAGUGAUAAAGAAAAUAAGGUUCAGAUGGAGGUUGAAGAACCCGAUGAUAAGGAUGAAGUUGUUGAAGAAAAAAUUGAUUUGGAUAAUGUGGUCAUAGAUAAAGACGAUAAAGAGAAUGAUUUAGAACAGGACGUGACACAGGAAGAUAAUCAAGAUGAGGUUGAAGAAAAAGAGAAUCGGGUGAAAAGAGACGCAAAUAUUGAAGAAAAUGAAGAAAUGUCGGGGCAAGAGAGUGAAAAGGAACAUGAAAAUAGUGAGAAUAAAGACGUAGAACACGAGCAAAACGAGGAGCAACAUGAACACCAUGAGGAAAAACAGGAAUUGGAGGAAGAGCAAAUUCAUAAAGUAGAAGUUGUAGAAAUAGAAGUGGAACAUGACAAUCCCGCUCAACAACAAUUUACUGAGAUUAGCGACGAACCUGAACAAAAUAAAGUUACUAAAGUUGGAGUAAAUGAUGAACUGGAAAUAAAAAUGAGCGUCAAUGAAAAUGAACAAGUAGACCCAACAACAGAAUUUGAACUUGAGAAACAUAAAGAAACUGAAAGGGAAAAUAUUUGUGAUGAAGAAAAUGAAGGAGAAUCAGUAACUACAAGCGUGAAUAGUAGGGAAAUUGCAGGUAAUUUCAACAACAACACGCACGACGAAAUCGUCUCUAUGGCUACGGACGAUAACAGUUGUGGAGGGUAUGUAUUUCGACAUAACGUCGAUGGUGACAAUGAAACGGAAGAUUUAUUUGACGAAGCUCUGUUAGGGACUAACGAGGAUGACUGGAACUAUAAUCAAAAUUGCAAUGUUGAUGAACUGUAUGGCGAUGUUGACGUCAGCUUUCAAGCAAGUAAUUACGUACACUGUGACGUUUGGAGUGGGGAUAACAGGGACGUCGUGCUGGCUGUUGACAAGGUUGCCAUUUCGAAUGAUCGAAAUAAAUUGGACUUUAAAGAAAGGGAGUGUACUACUAAUAAUGUUAAUAAUGGCUGGAGCGGAAAAUCGUGUCACUCUUAUCCGUGCCUUGAUUCAGGAGUAAGCUCCGCUAAAAACACGCGAAGUGAGGAGUCACGUGACUCAAAUUAUAGUGCGUUUUAAAGUAAAAUACUUCCCUGGCUUUUUUUACUCGGCUAAUCGCGAGUACGUUGUGUGAUUGAGUCUCUUUAGUCUUACUUCUACUUAAAUUAUUUCCUGCAUUUUCUCUGCUAUCGUACGUAUCACAAGGAACCUUGUAUAAAAAAUUUUAGUGCGGAUAUUCUAUAAAGUGAUCAGCCGUGUGUCUUUUGUAUGUCGUGUGUUUUGUAUCUUUACUGGGUUUUUUCAAACAGAAUGGCGUUUUCAUAGUGUCUUCAAAUAGCGUGCGAAGUGCUAUUUCAUGUAUUCUUCCUUGCCCUCGUCUUGUUCCAGAUUCUGACGUGUCGUGUACAAGCGAUUAAUCUGGAAAAUUGAAACAGUAAUACCAUUUUAAUUGACGGGGUAGGUUAUUUGUGAAUAUGUAAUGAGGAGUAUUAAAAUUUUUGUACAAUGUUUUUCUUCAUGAGAGUAAUACAUAUUUUGUAUAUCUUAAA
Messenger RNA from Xenia sp. Carnegie-2017, 6126 nucleotides. RefSeq names its product E3 ubiquitin-protein ligase RBBP6-like. The record is from RefSeq and is a predicted model, not a curated record. Gene Ontology annotation, biological process: ubiquitin-dependent protein catabolic process; mRNA processing; protein ubiquitination. NCBI's taxonomy places the organism in Eukaryota, Metazoa, Cnidaria, Anthozoa, Malacalcyonacea, Xeniidae. Bases 329 to 5656 code for a protein of 1775 amino acids. Gene Ontology annotation, cellular component: nucleus. The transcript has 14 exons. Gene Ontology annotation, molecular function: ubiquitin protein ligase activity; nucleic acid binding; zinc ion binding.